AUGGAAGAGGCCGACCGAAUUCUCAUCCAUUCCCUGCGCCAGGCCGGCACGGCUAUUCCUCCAGAUGUGCAGACCCUUCGAGCCUUCACUACUGAGCUGGUUAUAGAGGCUGUGGUUUGCUGCCUGCGUGUGAUCAACCCUGACGUGGGCUCCGGCCUGAGCCCUCUGCUGCCUGUCGCCAUGUCUGCCCGGUUCCGUCUGGCCAUGAGCUUGGCUCAGGCUUGUAUGGACCUGGGAUAUCCCUUGGAGCUUGGAUAUCAGAGUUUCCUUUACCCCAGUGAGCCUGACCUCCGAGACCUGCUUCUCUUCUUGGCUGAACGUCUGCCUGCUGAUGCUUCUGAAGAUGCAGAUCAGCCUUCAGGUGACUCAGCUGUUCUCCUUCGAGCUAUUGGAAACCAAAUCCGGGACCAGCUAGCUUUACCCUGGAUCCCAUCACUCCUUCGUACUUCAAACCUGGCAUAUAUACAGGGCUCAUCCUUCCAGAAACCUUUCCAUGCCAGUAGGCUGAUCAUGCCCAAGUUGAGUUCUAGAGGUGAGGCACGAGUGUUCCAGGAAAGUCCCCUGCUGCCACCAGCCCCCACUCAGGUACCCAAGCCUGCUGGGAGAGUGGCAUCCUUCCUUGAAUGCCAUGCCCUUCAGCUCUGCCAGCAGACGAUCCAGGACCACGCAGGGGAUGAGGAUUGGCUCCGCCGGGCAUCCCUCCUCCCACCCCAGGAGGACACACGGACACAGAGGCAGCGACUGCAGAAGCAUCUGGCUGAGCACCUGCACCAAAGCUGGAGUUCACUUGGGGUCCCUCCACAAGCCCAAGAUUUGGGAGAGCUAUUGCAGUCCUGGAGUACUGGCACUAGAGCUAGUGCCACCAAGGACUCUCACUUCACACAUUCAGAGAAGUUCCCCUUCCAUCUGGAACCUGAGGCCCAGACAGCUGAUAUGCUGUCCAGCUCCCUACAGCCUGAACAGGACAAUUGGGCAGCUCAGGAACAGGAGCUAGAGUCCCUUCGGAAGCAGCUGGAAGGAAUGAAUCACAGCAUUGAAGAAGUUGAAACUAACAUGAGGACACUAAGAAUCAGCCUUGUGCAGGUAGAGACUGAGUGUCAGCAGAGUGAACUCAGCACUGCAGAGCAGGAACAGGCCCUGCGCCUGAGGAGUCGGGCAGUGGAGCUGUUGCCUGAUGGAGUGGCCAACCUCAUUAAGCUACAGCUUGUGGUAGAGAGUAGUGCCCAGCGGGUCAUCCACCUGGCAGAUCAGUGGGAAAAGCACCGAGUCCCACUCCUUGCUGAAUACCGCUACCUGCGGAAGCUACAGAAUCACAGAGAGGUGGAAUCAUCCCGAAGGCUGGCUGAAAUCCAAGAACUACACCAGAGUGUUCGAGUAGCUGCUGAAGAAGCCCGUAGGAAGGAGGAAGUCUAUAAGCAGUUGAUGUCAGAGCUGGAGACUCUGCCCAGAGAUGUGUCCCGGCUGGCCUACACCCAGAGGAUCUUGGAGAUUGUGGGUAACAUCAGGAAGCAGAAGGAAGAGAUCACUAAGAUCCUGUCUGACACAAAGGAGCUUCAGAAGGAAAUCAACUCCCUUUCAGGGAAACUGGAUCGGACGUUUGCAGUGACUGAUGAGCUAGUGUUCAAGGAUGCCAAGAAGGAUGAUGCUGUUCGGAAGGCCUACAAGUAUUUAGCUGCCCUGCACGAGAACUGCAGCCAGCUUAUCCAGACCAUUGAGGACACUGGCACCAUCAUGCGAGAGGCUCGAGAUCUUGAAGAGCAGAUCGAGACAGAGAUGGGCAAGAAGACCCUCAGCAACCUGGAGAAGAUCUGUGAGGACUAUCGAGCCCUCCGUCAGGAGAAUGCUGGCCUCAUGGGAAGAAUCCUUGAGGCCUGA
Messenger RNA from Elephantulus edwardii (Cape elephant shrew), 1875 nucleotides. RefSeq names its product coiled-coil domain containing 22 (gene CCDC22). Lineage: Eukaryota; Metazoa; Chordata; Mammalia; Macroscelidea; Macroscelididae. The record is from RefSeq and is a predicted model, not a curated record. Gene Ontology annotation, molecular function: cullin family protein binding. The coding region runs from base 1 to 1875 and encodes 624 amino acids. The transcript is spliced from 17 exons. Gene Ontology annotation, biological process: positive regulation of ubiquitin-dependent protein catabolic process.